AUGCCUUGCACCUCCCUGUCCCAGGAAUCAUUCCAGCUUUUCUUAUUCUCCCCAGAGGAAGGUUUGCUCAACUGUGGCACUGACAAACCUCCAGAGAACAUCUCCGACUGUGUCACAUUGGACAGUGGCAGGUUUUCACCCCAAGCUGAAGCAGAUCUCCUCUACGAUGGGAUGGAAAGUUCCAGUAGCGGCUGGUCUGAUGAGAUUGUGCAGCAUGGAAACAGCUGGGGGUUUCUGCGGAAGUCGUUCUCUUACAUCUCUGCUAUGACAAGCAUUGGGAGCGCUCUCUUUUCUGAUCUGGAACCUCCUUCUUCUCCGGUUUCAUCGCUUUCCACCCGGAUUGGGGUUGCCCGAAGACCUCAGGAGUGGCUCUUCCCUGCUGGGAUGCUGCCAGCAACUUAUGUGUUUAUCUUCUUGCUGCUAGCUGGCUGUUUCUCCAUCAACAUCUUGUAUGGUUCCACAUUCCUUGACCACAUGGCUUUGAUGUGGCUGAUCUCCUCUGCCUUUGCUUUCAUCACAUCUUUCAUCUUUCUGGAGCCACUGAAGGUCGUGAUUGGGACUCUGCAUGCUGCCCUCUUCAGCAAGCCAGUGGAGAGUGAAGCUGAUGGGCUGGUGGAGAAGCCCUUGGUGAAGCAAAUGCCCGAGAGAGUUGGGAAGGUGCGAGUGCCCUGUGGUUACGGGCUGCUGCAGGCCAAGGAGGAGGCCAAGAAAGUACGCGCUCUCAAGAACUUAAUGCGGAACUGCAUCAUUCAUAUGCUCUUCCUUCUGGUGGUGCUGACCAUCAAUUAUCAGAGAUGCUUCCGUGACAACAAUGUCCAUCUCCUGCAUGCUGCUGCCAAACAAGCCAUCUCGGUGACAAAUGACAAAGGACUGAACUUCACUUCUGUGUGCAGCUACUCUGACACAUUGGAAUGGAUAGACACUGUGCUACUGAACUACCUUUACAGCAACCCAACACUGACACUAGUAGGAGUUCCUCAACUCCACCAUCAAAGCUCUACCGCAAGCCUGGUUAUGGAUCCAGGGCUUUCCCAGCCUGGACUUGCAUUUCAGAUGUACCACUUCAAUACUGUCAGCAACACCUGUCCUCUGUGCCACUUGCCUGGGUCUAGAUCAGAGGCGUCUCAGAACAGUCAGACAAAUAGAGAUACAUGCGCUGACCCAACUCAGCAUGAUUCUUUUAGGUUUUGGAUCUGGGGUCAUGCAGGAUUUUACCACACAAAUUCUGGCUGCUCAAGAGAGCUUGGGAACAACUCUGCAAAGGCCCAGAGGAUACUGCACGACCUACAAGGAAGCAACUGGAUCCACAAAAGGAGCAGCAAAGCUGUGCUUGUCGAGUUCACCCAGUACAAUGCUGAUGUAAAUCUGUACGUGGCAGUGAUGCUCCUAUUUGAGUUUCCACCGGCCAGGCCAGCAAUUGCUUCGAUGUCCUUUCUCCCUUUCCCAAUGCUCUACUCUGGUGAUCGUCAGGAGCUUCCCCUUGCUAUGGUGAUCUGCCUGCUUCUCUUCAGUGGAGCUUUCGUGCUACCAGAGCUGUCGUUCACACCCCAGGAAAGGGUGCCUGGCCAAUGGCGGAGCCUCAGUUCCUUCCGGCUGCUCCUGGCCCUUCUUUCUGUAGCUGUGGCUGCCUUGCACUUUGCUUCCAUCUGUUUGGCCAAGGUGCGGCUGAUACAUUACCAGGAGCACCGCCACAGUUUCACCAGCUUCUACGAAGUGGCUGUGCUGGCCCGGGCAGAAGCCGUCCUGUGUGCCCUGCUCCUAACGGUCACCAUGCUGAAGAUUGUACAGCAGCUCCGUUUUGUCCGGAGAUGGUCUGUGUUUGGAAGGACUUUCCAUUGUGCCCUGAAGGAGCUAGUGGCUACCACACUCAUCUUCCUCUUGUUUCUUCUCAUCUGUGCUCAGUGUGGUUGUUUAGCCUUCUCUGCAUCUGUGGAAGAGUUCAGGACACUCCCAUGUGCCUUUUCAGCCCUGCUUUUUGCUCUCUAUGGAAAGAUAGCUUUCUUCCAGUCAUUGUUGGAGGUUUCCCCUAUCCUGGGUACAACAUACAUGCUCAGCUUUGGAGUAGGAGUGUUCUGGAUUGGGCGAAGUUUCCUCUGCGCUUCUGUCCUUUGUAGCUACCGCGCUGUCCAUUCUGAGAUAUACCAUCCAGCUAUUGAGCCUCAGGAUUAUGAAAUGAUUGAAUUUUUGGUGAAACGGUUUAAGCUCUGGAUAGGACUCAGCAAAACUAAAGAGUUUCGACACAAGGUGAAAUUUGAAGGAAUGGAUUCACUGACUUCUCACUCUUCUGGAAACUCCAAACAGUCUCACCUCUGUUCUCCCAGCACCAACUUCCACUGUGCUAGUGCAACUUCCUUCAGCUCUGAAGAGAUAGCGCUUCCUGAGAGCCCUACGCCUGAUCCAUGCAGUGUAGGUUUUUACCUACAGCACCUGCCAUCUGCAGUUAAUGAUCUCCUGGACUGCUUUGACAGGGUCCUAAAACUGACAGAGGAUGUCUGCCACCUUGAGACCAGCCUGGAGCAGACUCAGAGGAGAAUCUCUGAGAACAAGAAGGGGCAAAGAAGCCUUCCCAACGAAAAGGUGGCGUCACUCUCCUCAAGAACCCAGUUAAGGCUGCCACGGACACAUAGCACAUUCUCAGAAUCUGCCUUGGCCAGGCUUAGAGCUCACCGUGUCAGGAUUUCCAGCUGCAGUGCCACUGAAGUCUGUAAGCAGCUCUCAGCACAUGCUGCAUCACAGCAACCAUCAAGGUGCAGGGCUUUGCUGGGCAGUCCUCCAGCUUCAGGAAACUCCUGCCACAGAAUCCCUCCCUGGCCUGGCCUUUGGUUAAAAAAGAGGCCAAAAAGCGAGGAAGGACAGGGAUGCCAGUGUUGUGAUGCACUUCAGAGACAGAUCCCUUUAAAGAGGAGAGCGUGGCAAGGAAUAGGUGACAUGUAGUCAAACUCUGUAUAGGCUAAAUUGAGCACUGAGCUUGUAGCUGCCUCCCCCCGCCCCUGUAAAGCUUCAACAUAAUGCCUGCAACUGUAAAAAUAGUGGCUGGAUUAGACUCAGAUUUCUCCUCGUACAUGCACAAAUGACAUGCCUAACAGAGAAUAUAUAAAUAUGCUAUGGCCUAGUUCUUAAGGGUUCUCUUACAACCAUCCGGCAUUUUCAUACUACUGGGCUGUUUGCAGGUGGAAAAUGGGUGGGAUAUAAAUUAAAAAGGAAAACAUAUGAGGAAGGCUUUAAAAUAUCACUAAUCAACACCUCCAUAUACCUAUAAUUCUUUGUAGGACAACAGCUGUCGCCCUUAGGGAACUUUUCAUGUCUAGCUUAUACAUCAUAAAUGCUGUAUUUACUAUUAACUGGUGCAAGAAGCCAUUUCAUUUAACCCCUGUAUAUUUAACAGCAGUUCUUGGACUGAAAUCUUUGCAUAAAAGUUGUAACAGAAAAUUCCACAAUUGAUGGGAGUUCUGUGCUGAUGCAGCAACAGCAUUUUCCACAAGCUGCGAUCAGGUGAGUAAAUAGGCUAAUGGCACCUGGCAUGCAUAGCCGAUUUAAACAAGCCACUGUGCCUUACAUAAGCCACUAUGUCCUGUUUUAGUCAUGCAAAAUGGGUCUGUGUGUGCAUUUGAGUACAUGC
Molecule: messenger RNA, 3619 nt
Organism: Elgaria multicarinata webbii
Lineage: Eukaryota; Metazoa; Chordata; Lepidosauria; Squamata; Anguidae
Product: polycystin-1-like
Exons: 14
Coding region: 1-2934 (977 amino acids)
Biological process (GO): kidney development; calcium ion transport
Cellular component (GO): plasma membrane
Molecular function (GO): monoatomic cation channel activity
Source: RefSeq, a predicted model, not a curated record